This is a messenger RNA of Fusarium tjaetaba, 1491 nucleotides long. RefSeq names its product beta-glucosidase. Lineage: Eukaryota; Fungi; Ascomycota; Sordariomycetes; Hypocreales; Nectriaceae. Gene Ontology annotation, molecular function: beta-glucosidase activity. Gene Ontology annotation, biological process: carbohydrate metabolic process. The transcript has a single exon. The coding region runs from base 1 to 1491 and encodes 496 amino acids. The record is from RefSeq and is a predicted model, not a curated record.
AUGGUAUCACUGGAGAUGGGUUCUCAGCCAUUUGACGAGUCUAUCAGAGGUGCCUUACCUCCUGACUUUAUUUGGGGGUUUGCCACUGCAGCAGCCCAAGUUGAAGGCGCGUGGAACAAGGAUGGUAAAGGCGUUUCAAUAUGGGAUACCUUUGCUCAUACUCCAGGCAAGGUCAAAGAUGGCAGUACGGGCGACGAUGCUGUCAAGUCUUAUGAUCUUUACAAGACUGACGUUGAGUGGCUUCGCAAGUACAAGGUCACAGGUUACCGGUUCUCACUCUCAUGGUCACGAAUCAUCCCCAUGGGCGGCAAGGAUGACCCUGUCAACGAGGAGGGUAUAUCAUACUACAAUCGACUGAUUGACGAGCUCCUUGCAAACGACAUCACUCCAUUCGUCACGCUCUUCCACUGGGACAUCCCUCAGGCUUUGGAAGAUCGCUACGGAGGAAUGCUAAACAAGGAUGCGUACACUCCUGACUUUGUUCGUUAUGCCCGGGUAUGUUUUGAGCACUUCGGUGACCGUGUCAAGAACUGGAUCACAUACAAUGAGCCUGGCGUCUAUUCACUCGCUGGUUAUGCUGCCGGAGUACACGCUCCAGGACGGUCCAGUUUUCGUGAUCGCAAUGAAGAAGGGGACAGCAGCACAGAACCCUUCAUCGUCAGUCACACGGAGCUUGUGUCGCAUGCCUACGUUGCCGACAUGUAUAAGCGCGAGUUCAAGCCCAAGCAAAAUGGCAGUAUCAUGAUUACCCUUCAUGGUAAUUGGUCUGAGCCCUGGGAUAUCGAUGAUCCGUUAGACCAAGAAGCAGCAGAACGAGCCAGAGAAUUCGAGAUCGCCUGGUUUGGUGACCCUUUGUACAAGACCGGUGAUUAUCCGGAGUCAAUGCGUGCACAGCUGGGUGACCGUCUCCCGAGAUUCACACCGGAAGAAAGCAAGCUUGUACUGGGGAGUUCAGAGUUUUAUGGCAUGAACUCGUACUCGGCCUUCUACGUCCGUCAUCGCGACGGAACUGCUGAUAUCAAUGACCACUUGGGCAACGUUGAAAAGCUUGAUGAAAAUAAGAAAGGGGAAUGGCGAGGACCCAUGAGCGACACAUACUGGCUCCGAACUACUCCAUGGGGCUGGGCUAAGUUACUCCGCUGGAUCUGGAACCGCUAUGGCAUACCCAUCUACAUUACUGAGAAUGGUACCACGGCGCAGGGUGAGCACGACUGGAAGCCAAACGGCCCCGAUGAUGUCUUGGAAGACCCCUUCAGGGUUGACUUCUACAAGAGCUACCUCACAGAAGUCGCCAAGGCAUCACAGGGAGGCAUUGUGAUCAAGUCAUACUUUGGGUGGACUUUUACCGAUAACUGGGAAUGGGCUGCUGGUUUCUCAGAUCGCUUUGGGGCAACGUGGAUUGAUUUUGAGUCUGAAGAUAAGACUAGGUAUGCUAAGAGGUCUGGGUACUUUCUCGGGGCGUUUUUCGACCAUCUCAUUAGCAAGAAUUGA